CUACUGCGCGUGCGUGGGACUGUAAACUGUCAGCGCGCUUUAAAUGUCUCUCCAGCGCGCGACCGAGCUGUUGCGAGGGGCGAUCAGAUCGGGGCCGCGCGCAGGAAAGCGGAUGACCACCAAAGAGCUGUCACGUCACGGAUCCGCAGCGAGAUGCUGAGGUGACAAGCAGAAGAGGGAACGGCACGACUCUUUUUACCCACAAUAGUCUCCCCCUUCUCCGGUUCUUUAUCUGCAACCACCAACACCGCCUCCCUCUCCCCUGUGGACGGUCCGCGCGUCAUGGCAUUCCUCUCGAUGUCGUCCUCACCGCUUCAAAACCUUGAGGAUAUUUUGUAACCACACCCGGCUGUUUGGAUCAAGCAUUGCCGAGCUGUUUAGGUGCCAUUAAGCGCGCAGAUUCAGGUCUGAAUCUCCAGAGCCGACCCAAGGUGUUGUGAGGCCUAAGGCAAAAUCCCCCCACCCCCCAAUUUAAAGGACUCUCCAUCAGUUUCCAAAUGCCCGGCCCAGUGUGAGGCUCCUGGUCAAAGGGAAGCAGUGAGGGCAGGGUCCCUGAUCCACAGACGGGGAUGAGUGGGGGAGCAGAACAAGCUGACAUCCUGAGUGGCCUCUCCCUGGUCAAGGAACGAUGGAAAGUGGUAAAGAAGAUAGGGGGCGGCGGCUUUGGGGAGAUCUACGAGGCCCAGGACCUGUUGACGCGGGGCAGUGUGGCGCUGAAGGUGGAGUCGGCCCAGCAGCCAAAACAAGUGUUAAAGAUGGAGGUCGCCGUUCUGAAGAAGCUCCAGGGUAAAGAUCAUGUGUGUCGCUUCGUGGGAUGUGGGCGCAAUGACCGCUUCAACUACGUGGUGAUGGAGCUUCAGGGUCGAAACCUGGCAGACCUGAGGAGAAGCAUGCCUCGGGGAACGUUCAGCAUCAGCACCACCCUGCGUCUGGGCCGCCAGAUCCUGCAGGCCAUCGAGAGCAUCCACUCCGUCGGCUUCCUGCAUCGGGACAUCAAACCGUCCAACUUCGCCAUGGGCCGCUUUCCCAGUACUUGUCGGACCUGCUACAUGCUGGACUUUGGCCUGGCUCGUCAGUUUACCAACUCCUGUCAGGAGGUCCGCCCUCCUCGUCCAGUCGCAGGGUUCAGGGGAACCGUUCGUUACGCCUCCGUCAACGCACACAAGAACAAGGAGAUGGGUCGCCAUGACGACCUGUGGUCUCUUUUCUACAUGUUGGUGGAGUUUUUGGUUGGACAGUUGCCGUGGAGGAAGAUCAAAGACAAAGAACACGUGGGGAAGUUGAAGGAGACUUAUGACCAUCGCCAGAUGCUCAAACAUCUGCCGGCAGAGUUCGGUGUAUUCCUGGAACACAUUUCCAGCCUUGACUACUACACCAAGCCAGACUACCAGCUGUUAAUGUCCGUGUUUGACAACAGCAUGAAAACUUACAAUGUUGUGGAAAAUGACCCUUAUGACUGGGAGCGGACCAGCACAGAUGGCACUCUAACGAUCAGUACCAGCGCCACAACACCACAGCAUCACACACGACUCACUCCUGCACAGAUGGGCAUGGUGAAUGCCUCUUUGAUCCCCGGAGACCUGCUGAGGGAGAAUACAGACGAGGUCCUGCAGGACGAGCAGCUCAGUGACGUGGAGAACAACCCCGCUCCCGAACGCGUCCUGGGUUCCCCUCACCACCAGCAUCGCAUCCAGGAGGCUGACGUCUGGGAAGAGUUAGACCGAAACCGGAAUCGGAUCAGGACAGGACACUGGAAGACUGCGGCAGAGGAGGAACAAAGCAACAACCAGGGCAAACAAGGACACCAGAGCCCCUACACAGGACUAAGUCUGGGCUCUCCUGUCAAACUGCACGCAGAGGUGGUGGCUACAGAUCGGGAUGGCCCUCUGCUGAGAAAGCUCCGCAAUAUUCACAGCUUAGAGCUGGAGAGGAGGGUGGGUCUGGAGUCAAAGUCCAGCCCAGAGCGUCUCCUGGAUAACUGUUCAGGAAAACAGCAGUUUGGCAUCCAGCACCACGGAAAGGAGGCUGCAGCUCAGGGUGAAAUUGUAACUGCUGGGGAGCGUCCUGACAGGGUCUGGCACUAUGACGAGGAGUUUCGGUCCGGAGCUGGUUCUCCUAAACCAGCUUCACCUGGGUCUUAUGAGCAGGGAGAGGGGGCGGCCAGUAGUGGUGGCUUUGUGGCGCUUAAUCUGAGCUCUGGGAGGCAGGAAAUUGACUCAAAAGAGUGGGUAAUGGUGGAGCGACCCAGUGGCUCCCCUGGAGCCAAAGCUACAACCAGCCCUUCGGAGGAGGAGGAGGAGCCAGAGGUGCUCCAACCAGAGGAACCAUCUCCUGGAUGGGAAAAGGGAAGCCCAAGCCCUAAUUCUGGCAAAGCUAAGCAAGAAAGUACUGCUUCCUCCAAAGGAAGUGCAAAAGUGGACAAGUUGGAGCUCAGUGUGGGACCUGUGGGGGCUCUGCCUCCUAUCACUCCAACCAGCCCAGCUGAAGCUCUGGCCGAGGGAAUUCUCACUCAGCUCCCCACCUCUCCUCCAUCUCUACCUGAGGAGGUCAUGGCCCGGACAUCCAGCCCCAUCCCACUGCGCUCUCCCAGUCCUCACACCCUCCUGACCACCUUGUCGGACCCGCUGCACCAGCGCCAGUCAGCAGGCUUGAGGCGCAGCCAGUCCGCCGACCAGCAGCCGCAGCAGGAUCGCCCAUCCUCUUCCUCCUCCUGCCACGCCUCCCUCCCUCUACCAACAAACCCCUCCCCCGGCGCACGCUCACCCAGUCGAAGGAAACUGCCGGCCAUCCCCGCUGGUACCGCCAAUACCAAGUUCCCCUCAGUCAUACGUAUCACCCGUGCCCAGCUUCAGCAGCUGACAGCUCAGCGUCCUUCAUGUCUGUCCUCGCAGUCGGGAUCAGACAGCGCUCCACAGUGCCUCCUUCUGGAGAGGUGUGGUGAUGCUGAAGCUGAGGCUGAGGCUCAGCAGAUCAAGGAGCUCUCAGGUGGAGUCAGCUCCCAACAGGAAUAUGUGCUCACCUAUCCAGUGACAGCAACGGACCCUCUGGCUGAAACAGUGGUGAAUGGGGAUGCUCACACCAAAGCUCAAAGCCCUGUGCCAAGCUCACCUCGCUCCCCCCGCUCGCCUCAUUCGCUUCACUCGCCUCCCCAGUUCUCUCCUCGCUCCCCUCGAAGCCCCCUGUUUACCAAUGGCUGUUCCUCCCCUCCUUGUGAUGCCCAAACUGCUGGAGCUCUCUCAAAACUAAAAGACCCUGACAAUAAUACUACCCCUACUCCAUGUGCCGAAGAGGCACAGACCAGGGAGGAUGGCAGGGGCAAUGUGAAUCUUAACCCAUCUUGCUCUUCACCUGCUGCUCCACGCAAGGACCCCAGCCGCAGACAAAGUCGCAUACCCGUGCUUGAGCCCGCCAGCCUGCUUGAGCUCCCUCCUCCAGGAUCCGCCAAGGAGAAACUUUUGCAGAAAAAAGCCAGCCACCAAGGCCCCGUCCCCUCUCCUACCGCCUCCCCAUCCCUCUCCGACCGGCGUGGUCCAGUCGUAGCGUCCCUCGUUAGGGAUCCGCUGUCGUCCACUUCCGACCGCUCUCAGGAUGAGGACUCUCUCAUGGGCUCACGCUCCGACCGCCAGGGGGACGAGGCUCCUUCUCUGUCCUCCUCCUCUAGCCCCCUCUCACGGAAGAGCAGGAUACCUCGUCCCGUUCAUUCGGCCACCUCCGCAGAGCAGCUGACCGCCCAGUUCCUGCCACGCCCACCCCCUGGAAAGCCACCGUGUCGCACCCCAGUGGAGGGCAGACUCAGGCGUUACCGCAUCAGGGCUGGCAGCACCAGUGACUCGGACCUCCUGUCAUGCAUCGCUCAGCUGAUGCAUGGCUCCCGUGGUUCCCCUCUGCACCACCGCUCCUCGCCCCAUCACGGGCCCUCCAGGAUGGGCGUCUGCAGCCUGACCAGCUCCCCGCACCACCAGCACCACCGCAGCUCCAGCGCCUCGCCACGCAGCUCCUCCUCGCUGCAGCGCUCCGUCAGCUCCUCGCCCUCCCGUCACGAGCACCGCGGCGGAGGGGGUGGGGGCUGUCUGGGCCGGUGCCACUCACCUCCCAGCUUCUCGGGGUCGCCACCUCCCCGUCGCUUCUACCUCCACCACCAGGAGACGUGUUGCAGUCGACAGGCGCGGACGAGCCCACUCCACCUGUCCAGGGGGAAGGGCUGCAGCCGAGAGGGCAAGUGCUCCAGCAAGCUGAGCAGAUAAUUUCACACCAGAUUGUAAUGCCAUAGAAAUGGAAAUAAGGAUUAAAGUAAUGAUUGGAUAGACAUCAGUCAGAAUAAAAGCCUGAGUCUUCCUGUUCAAUCAGUAAAAUACCUUGUUUCCCUUCUGUGUUAUUAGUUUGAGACCUGCUCUUCUUCCAAGCGUUCUUCUCCUCCCGUGUUUGCACACAGGGUUUGUCUAACCUUCCAGAUGUUUUGACUACUUUAUAACUAAAAUAUCACCUUUCAUGUCAAUUCCAUCUUUCAAACUGAGCCUCACUGGUAUAAGUAACGAGACAAAAAAGUUGCAUCAGGAUCCUCCUUUUAUGUCCGCCAUAACAUCGACUAAAGCUGUGUCUUUAUCAUGCUGCAGGCAGUAAUAUAAUGUAGAACAAUAGCUUAGUUGAGCCUCUAACUUUGCUCUAUCCUGUACUUUGAUAUACUCUGAUCAGUUAUAACAUUAUAACCACUGGCAGGUGACAUGACAGCUGUUACUGGGUGGGAUAUAUCAGGCAGCAAGUAAAUAUGUUGCCCUCAAAGCUGAAGGGAGGCAGGAAAAACUGCCAUGUGUGAGGAUCUCAGCGAGUUUGACAAGAGCCAAGUUGUGCUGACUAGACAACUGGGUCUGUAUUUCCAUAGCUGAUGCUCUUUUAGGUUGUCAGCAGUCUGCAGUAGUCAGCAUUAAUCAAACGUGGUCCAAGGAGGGAGCAAUGGUGAAUCUACGAAAAGGGUCAUGAUCAGUCAAGGCAGAUGCAUCUGGGUGGCCUGUGUGGUUCAUGUGUUCUGAUCCAGCAAAUUAGCUACUCCAGCUUGAUUUGCUUAAGAAGAUCGGGCUGUUUCUGAUGCAAUGGUGGUUUUGUUGUGCAUGCGGCAGCCUGUACCACCCACCACAGCAUGAUGCUGCCAACACCAUGUUUGCCGACCUGUAUCCACUGCUGAAAGAACCAACAAUGGCCAGGUUGGCAUGGAAGAAGGUGGUCUGGUCUGAUUAAUCACCUUUUCUUUAAGAUCAACAUUGAAAGCCAGGUGUGUGCGCAACGCUUACCUGGGGAACAGGUGCGAUCAUAGACAUGAGCCAUGUGGGCAGUUGCACAGGGUGGCAUUCAUGCAACAACCGGCACUGCCUAGGAACACAUGGGACCAGGAUUCCCUGUUGGAAGAAGGCAAAAGAGGAGAUGAUCCACUGGGAAAUUUUGGGUCCUCCCAUCCACGUGGUUAGUACUCUGGCAGACACCAUCUACCUAAGCGUUGUUGCAGACCAUGUACACCCUGUCAUUGAAGUGAUGAUCCCCGGUGGCUUUGGUCUCUUUCAGCAGCCUACAUCAGAACCAACCUAUUCCAGGAAUGGUGGUGUUGACUUAACCUCCAAUUUCCCCAGAGCUCACUGCAAUCAAACUAUUUUUGAAUGUCCUGGACCAAAAGGGUCCAGUCCUCAUCUCACAACUUAGAGGACCUAAAAUAUCUGCUAGCAUGUUGGUCCUGGAUACCCUGGAGUCCAAUCUUCGAUGGGUCAGGGCUGUUUGGCAGCUAAAGAGGGACCAACCCUCUUUUCGGGCAGGUGGUUAUAAUGUUAUGCCUGAUUUGGUGUUAGUAGCAGUUUAAUCCUCAGUUUUUAUGCACUUGGGAAUUGCAGUGUAGUUCACUGCAUCGCAAUUAAGAAUUAGCCUCAGUUGUGCUUUUGGAGGCUGCAGCAGGGUAUAAUAGUUACUUUUUGCUAAAUUAAGCUAUACUUUGUUCAAUUUUUUUAUUGAAGUAUUUGUUGUAAAGCUGCUUCAAAGCUCUGCCCCCAGAUGUGUGACCGUCACAUUAGUUUUAAGUGUUUAAUUGAAGGGAUCACUGAGUGGCCCUCUAUACAAUCAGUCGUGUAAAGUGCGUGACGACGCGCUCUGUUUUGUGCCUACUGUGAUGCUGUGAGGUUAUCUUGAGAUCUCUAAGACAGGAAUAAGUGGAUCAUGCUUUUGUUUCCAGUGGUGAAUGUUGACGUAGCCUGAACAGCAUACGGUGCAUUAGUGGUGUGUAAUGCACAGACAAAGAUGUUUGUCUCAGCAUGUGCCUUGGCACUUUGGGCAGCUUAAAGAUUCACUCUCAAGUGAGUGUAAUUUGGGGAAUAAAAGGCCAAAAAGACUUGUGCCAGCACUUAAAAGAUGAACCUUUUCAUUAAUCUUCAUUUCUAUAAACAAGGUAGCAAGACAAACAUUUUUUAGAUUUUGGACAAAGUAGCUCUUACUCUUUAAAAAAAAAAAAGGGGGAAUAUUUUUAGGUUUCAGUGGUGCUGUGCAUGUGUGGCUCGCAGUUUUUGGCAAAAACAAAAGCAACCUCAAAAAACCUCUCAUAUUACACAAAAUCUAGGCCAUAUAAACAUGCAUUUCACAAAACAAGAGAAUGCUUUAAGUCUCCAUGUCGAAGUGUUUUGUAUCCCUGCACUGAAGAUCGAUCAUGCCUGAUGUUUCAGUUUUAUCUUUGCUCAGACUCCAGCCCCUCUGCUCAUAUGAUACUGCUAGCCAACUUCAACUCCCUUCACCUGCUACUCUUUGAAUGCCAAGAAAACACAUACAGAUACACCAGCUGCUGAUUAAAAAGCUGCACAAAGCAUUGAAUCACGUGGUAUUUUUAUUUUACCAAAAUGAGAAAAAGAUAAAUAAAUUGAAUUUCUGUGACCCUGUGUCUUUGCGCCUGCUGUCCUGAUGUGGGUCGGUUGUGUUGCUGCUACAGUGCCUUGUAAAAGUACUGACACGCCUUAAACUUUUUCACAUGUUGUCACAUUGCAAUCACAAACUAACGUAUUUUAUUAGGAUUUUAUGUGAUGCAACAAAGUAGUGCAUCAUUGUGAAGUGGAAGGAAGUGGUACACUGUUUUCAACAUCUCUGCAAAUGAAAGGGUGAAGAGUGUUACGUGCAGUUGUGUUAAUACUGCGUAGAACCAACCUAUGACUGCAGUUACAGCUGCAAGUGGUUCUGGCGAUGGAAGUUUUGGUCCAUCCUUUUUAGCAAAGCCCCUCAAAAUCAGUUAGAUUACAUGGAGAGUGACUGUGAACAUACAUUUUUUAAAGUCUCAACUGGAUUUAGGUCUGGACUUUGACUGGGCCAUUCUAACAAAUGAAUAUGCUUAGAUCUAAACAUUCCAUUGUAGCUCUGGCCCAGUGUCCAGUCUUUUGCAACCUUUUAAUUGUUUUCCCACCUGAAUUGCUCUGGAUUUACCUCAUUCCUUUUAUCCACCCAUCAAAUAUGACCAGUGUCCCUGCUAAAAACAAGGAUCCCCACAGCAUGAUGCUGCCACCAUCAUGGUUUAACACGGAGGCUGUGUUACAACAGCAGACCUCAAGGCAUUAUAUUUGGAUUUUAUGUGAUUUUAUUUGACUUCCAUUUGUUUUCACCCCCUAUUUAUUCUGAUACCCCUAAAUCAAAUCCAGUGCAACUGAUGUCUUCUGCACAGAACCCUAAAGGCGUGACAAAGUGUGGAAAGGUUAAAUUAGUAUGAAUAUUUUUGCAAGGCACUGUAAGGUUUACUGUUUUUACCAGUGAAUCUCUCUAAUCUGAUGCGCAAAAUGGAGGAAUAGACUAGUCUUGUAAAGUCCUAUAUCAUGGAAUAUUUGAUGGGACGCUGCUGUGCAUAAGGACAAAGAAAACAAUGAUAUUGCUAAAUAUUUUUGAUGGAUUUGAUGAGCUGUGGCGUGUAAAAACAGAUGAACCUACUUUGUAUACAGAUGUGAAAUGGGCCUCAUUUGACUCACGCAGAUUAAUCUCACCAAGCAGAUCUGAUAACACAUCCUGAAGGCGGGCAGCGUUCAGUCAGAAAAGCCUUAAUGCCUCUUCCUUGCCCCUCUGUGCAUAUAGCGAGGGAUGACUGAGCCUUGUCUAUGCUGGAGAUCAUUUCACCACUAGAGCAAAAACCCAGAGAAUUCCUCUCUUCUAUGCUGUCCAUAAAAGGCACCUGCUACCAUCCCUCUGAGGUCCAGAAAAAAGCAAACGUAUGCACCACCACCUUGAAAUGUACCAAUGUUUUACAAAUUAAACAACAAAACUUGGGGAGAGUUGGUCAAACUCCAGGGCGUGUGUUUGCAUUGUUGUAAACAAAACGAUUUUUUUUACUUCAAAUCUGUGAACUGUCCCGUGUCAACUCACCGACAUCAAGAUAUCCUCAGCUUUUAAAAUUCAUUACGCAGACUUUUAAUAGCUACCUGUAAGAUAUUUAAAGUCAUAUUUAAAUAAAAAACAGUGUUGUAAAAAAAACAAUAACUUAUAUGCUUCAGUGAGAGGAAGGAACAGAUGCUAAACCAUGCUGCUGGUUUUUAAUGAUAAUCAGAUUUCUUCAUAGCUUUUAUUAUUAAUACACAGAAGUGGUGUGUGUGUAGUCGUAGUGUUAGUGUUUCCGUCGAGGUUAGAUUUCCUUUGUCACUUUUGAAAGUGGCUCGCAGGUAGAGGUGUGAUAUUUACUGUAGCCUUUGUUUUGCUAUUAGUGGUCCCUUCUACGCACAGAGCAAAAGAACAAAUGGAUCUGUUCUUGUUUUUCUUUAUUUCUUUUUAAAAAGUGUGAGAAAAGAAAACGCUGCUCAUGCCAUAACAUUGGAAUACUUGUCAAUGACUUAAAAAUGCUUGACUUGAAUUUAUUUAAUGUGACAUUUGCCCCAACAUUAUUUUGAAUUUAAAAAUCUGGAUUGUUUUUUAUUUUUAAUGUUUGAUCAUUUUCUUUUUUCAGUGUUAUUGUCAUAGUUUUGAAAUAUUACUGUACAGCAUCGAGAACAGAAUGUAAGUGGGGGUUUGCAUUGUAUAUACCUGUAAUUAUUUAUGUUUGAUAUUUUCUUUGUAUCAUAAAUGCCUUGUACAGUGUUUCUUUUUUCUUUUUUGUUCGUUUUAGAAUUAUUUUGUAUUUUAUUUUUAUAAACUGGUUAUGAAUAAAAUACUCAUUCCGCAUGCAGACAUUCUUGUUUAGGAUCCUUGGCGCUAGACGAAGAAAUAAUUUAUACAACGCUGCUGAUGUUGUGUAGAAUGUAAAUAAAAACCUUACAGUAAAUCACUGGAUAACAUGUAGA
Girardinichthys multiradiatus is the source of this 9269-nucleotide messenger RNA. RefSeq names its product tau tubulin kinase 2a (gene ttbk2a). Gene Ontology annotation, molecular function: ATP binding; protein serine/threonine kinase activity. Gene Ontology annotation, cellular component: cytoplasm; ciliary transition zone; ciliary basal body. Bases 570 to 4244 code for a protein of 1224 amino acids. Gene Ontology annotation, biological process: peptidyl-serine phosphorylation; signal transduction; cilium assembly. NCBI's taxonomy places the organism in Eukaryota, Metazoa, Chordata, Actinopteri, Cyprinodontiformes, Goodeidae. The record is from RefSeq and is a predicted model, not a curated record. The transcript is spliced from 17 exons.